UUUUUGACGGUUAUAGCCUACGUCAGGUGCGGUGUCUGGUAUCUUUUUUGAGUUUUGAUUGUGAUUGAUUUGCGUCUUUUCGGCCCCAGUGGACUGCAGUUGAAAAAUCAUCAUGAAUUCAGAAGAUAUAAAAUUGUUGCGAGAGUUUGUGAAGGUCUGUGAAGCCAAGCCUGAAAUCUUGCAUCUCCCUGAAUUAAGUUUUUACAAAACGUGGCUUGAAAGCUUAGGUGCAAAACUGCCAGCCAAAAGCGAAUCACAUGGCCACAGUCACGGUCAUGGCUGCUGUGGACAUGCACAUGAACAGGAAAAAGAAACGCAUUUUGAGCCAGCAGAGCCUGUUGUUGAAGACAGUCCUGAAAGUGAUUUAGACAUUGACAAGGAUGGAGUCAUCGAUCCGGACGAGGAUGUUCCUCACACCAUGGGGGAUGAGAGCAUGGAGGUGACUGACGAAAUGCUGGAACAAUCAAGCAGUAAACGAGACGAGGCCAUGUCAGCCAUUGCAGAAGGAAAUCUUGACAAAGCUGUUGAGUUUUUUACGGAAGCCAUCAAAUUGAAUCCUGUAUCUGCCAAUUUGUAUGCUAAACGAGCCAGCAUCUACGUGAAGUUACUGAAGCCCAAUGCAGCCAUUCGUGACUGCAACAAGGCCCUGGAACUGAAUCCUGAUUCUGCUCAGCCAUACAAGUGGAGAGGCAAGGCAUACAGGUUGUUGGGUGAGUGGGAACAUGCCUACCAAGAUCUGAACAAAUCAUGCCAGCUUGAUUACGACGAUGAUACCAACGAGGCUCGCCGAGAAGUUGAACCUAAGGCAAAAAGAGUGAUGGAACACAAGAGGAAGCUGGAACGUAAGAAGGAAGAGAAGGAGUUGAGAGAGAGGAGAGAGAAAAUCAGGAAGGCCAAAGAAGAAAAUGAAAAAGCUAGGAAGGACCAAGAGGCCAGAGGUCAUGGGCCUGGAUCGUUUUAUGGUGGAUUUCCUGGAGGAAUGCCAGGAGGGAUGCCAGGAGGAAUGCCCGAUAUCUCAGGCUUGUUCAGUGAUCCAGAACUUCUCCAGGCCUUCCAGGACCCAGAAGUUGCUCAGGCAAUGCAGGACAUCAGUGCCAACCCUGCCAACAUCAUCAAAUAUCAGAAUAAUCCAAAGAUCAAAAAGAUUAUUGAGAAAAUGUCUAAAAAAUUUCCUGGAGGACCAGAUAUUGGUAAUGAUGCAGAUCAAGAUGAUGAUAGAUCCAGUGUUCCAGAGUCUGGGCAUUCAUCUGCUCACCACAAUAUUCCAUCUCAGCCGGAUAUCGAUUAAAUUAUCCUCUUCGUCCUUACAAGAUGAAUUGAAAUAGUUUUAUACCACUUCGUCCAGUGGCUUUUAACUGAAUUUAAAAAUUGGUUUACCGACUUAAUAUAUUUAAGCUAGCUUUGACUUAUUUUUAAUUUUCUUACUCACUAAUUUCUAUGUUGGAGUUUUCCUAACGUUUGUUAAAUGAUUUUUGUUUUCAAUGUUAUUUAAGUGUCGUUACUUGUUGAAGUUUCUAACAAAAGAUUGAAUCACAUCUGUUGAAUGAACUCUAAGUUUAAAUUUUGUAUGUUUUUGUUGACGGUUGACGAUCAUAUGAUAUUUAGCUGAUUGCAAUCUCUCUACUGCUAUAUUUUUAUUAUGCAUAAUGAAGCUCUUAUUCAUUUUUUAUGUUUUAUUUUAGUAUCUUUUAAGUCCAUUAUGGCGUUCGUAACAAGAUGGUUCGUA
This is a messenger RNA of Helobdella robusta, 1726 nucleotides long. RefSeq lists its product as hypothetical. The coding region runs from base 113 to 1288 and encodes 391 amino acids. NCBI's taxonomy places the organism in Eukaryota, Metazoa, Annelida, Clitellata, Rhynchobdellida, Glossiphoniidae. The record is from RefSeq and is a predicted model, not a curated record. The transcript is spliced from 14 exons. Gene Ontology annotation, molecular function: Hsp70 protein binding; protein dimerization activity.